Molecule: messenger RNA, 1887 nt
Organism: Pieris macdunnoughi
Lineage: Eukaryota; Metazoa; Arthropoda; Insecta; Lepidoptera; Pieridae
Source: the annotation of a GenBank genome assembly
AUGACAUCAGCUGGUAACAUAACUGAAGACCUGUGUAAAAUAUGUGACGGAAGAAUUGAAUGUGCACCCACGGCUAUACUUCUAAUCGCUUUAGUUCAUACUCUAUACGGGCAUUUAGGGCCUGAAAUAGAUUAUUUUGGAAAUAAUAAAGAGGAACUCACGGGUUCUCAACAAAAAUUAAAAGUCUUACCAAAACAUCGCUAUAAAUAUGUAGAAAAUGAGGAGCGAAAUGAGAAUUCCGACAUCGGUGAUGAAGAGUUCGAUUUUAUAGUGAUUGGUGGUGGCACAGCUGGUUGUGUACUUGCCAGCCGACUCUCCGAAAAUAGGAAGUGGAAGACACUGCUUAUAGAAGCCGGAGUUGAAGAACCUAAAAUGACACUGAUUCCUGCACUCACAAGUGAAUUUCAGGGUUCAUCACUUGACUGGCAAUACGCAAUGAGACCCAAAAAGGGAUUUUGUCAGAACCGUAUGGAAAAAGGCUGCGAAAUAAUACAAGGCAAGGUACUUGGCGGAACAUCGUCAAUUAACGAAAUGGCCUACAUAAGGGGCAGCCCUGCAGAUUACGAUGAGUGGGCACUUAAUGGCAAUGAAGGGUGGAGCUUUGCGCAAGUACUACCUUACUUUAAAUACUCUGAGGGGAAUUACGACAAAGACAUAUCGAAAAACAAAUUCUUCCACUCGACUCAAGGACCUUUAGAUGUAGGACGUUAUCCUUAUGUGGACGAUAAUGUGGACGUUUUACUAAGCGCGUUUAAUGAGAUGGGAUAUAACUAUACAGAUAUCAAUGGAAGGACACAAAUUGGGUUUAUGAGGAUACAGACUAUGUCUUAUUUUGGUGAAAGAGUGAGCACGUACACAGCCUUUAUAGAACCUAUACGUAAGCUUAGAAGUAACAUCGUAAUUUUGACAGAAGCAUUAGUCACUAAAAUAAUUUUUGAAGAUUACAGAGACAGUUUAAGAGCUGUUGGUGUAGAAUAUAUUAGAAAUGGCACGAAAUUUAAGAUAAAGGCGUCUAAAGAAGUAAUUUUAAGUGCCGGUGCUAUCAACUCACCUAAGUUGCUUAUGCAAUCUGGAAUAGGUCCUAGGGACUACUUAGAAUAUUUAAACAUACCGGUGUUGUAUGAUUUACCGGUUGGUGCCAACUUUCAAGACCACGUAGCAGUAUGUUUACCAAUUAUUAAACUAACUAGAACUGCAACUACCACAAAAUUUACAGAAAAAUUAAAAGACAUUACAACAUAUUACACAAAAGGACUUGGACCGCUGUCGGCAAAUUACCAGGUUGUAGCUUUUAUGGAGUCGAGUAUAUCAGAGAUUUUGGGAACACCAGAUAUUGAGUUUCGUUUUAGAGGUCACGAUUCAAACAUGUAUUAUAAUAAAAUGGAUAUGUGUAUUUCCCUAUUAACACCUAAAAGCAAAGGUCAAAUAAUACUAAAUGCAACAGACCCCGUCUUUGGUACACCUUUAAUAUACCCCAAUUUCCUUAAGGAUCCUUCCGAUGCAAAGAAGUUAUUAGAAGGCAUACAAGAAAUAGUUAAACUGUUUGAUACAGAAGUAUUUAAAACAGCUGAAUACGAGUUUGACCCAAAACCAAUUUUAAACAAUGAAUGUAGGAAUCACGAAAGAGUUUCUGAGGAAUUUUGGUCAUGUAUCAUUAGACAAUUUUCGAUGCCUCUUCAAAAUUUCGUAGGAACAUGUAAAAUGGGGCCUCCCAAAGACCCUGAGUCAGUUGUAGAUAAUAGUUUACGAGUAUAUGGCACAACGAAUUUCAGAGUAGUUGAUGCAUCAAUAAUGCCUAAAAUAACUAGAGGUUCGACUUCAGCACCAGUAAUAAUGAUAGCGGAAAAGGCUAGUGAUUUAAUAAAAAGUGUUUGGUACUUAAACUAG